This is a messenger RNA of Cylas formicarius (sweet potato weevil), 3436 nucleotides long. RefSeq names its product E3 ubiquitin-protein ligase goliath-like. The record is from RefSeq and is a predicted model, not a curated record. The coding region runs from base 303 to 1712 and encodes 469 amino acids. Lineage: Eukaryota; Metazoa; Arthropoda; Insecta; Coleoptera; Brentidae. The transcript is spliced from 10 exons.
GUGUGUGUGCUAACCGCAAAGCGGCACCGCGAUUUCAGUCGACAGAAAGGCACCGCGUGGGGUGUAUGGUUGACAAAGUCAGUGCGCGUUCAGUCUCACAGGAAAAGUGCAGUUUUCUGUUUAAAAAAUAACUUUUCAGUGUGAUGCUGAGAAAGGAUAGGUCUGUUUUGACAUUUUCUGCCUUCGCGACGCGCAUUAUCGGGUGAUAUGUGAAUUUAUUUGUUGUUUGGUGUUUUUUUUUUGGUUGGUCUUGAAAGAAGAAAGAAAUAUUUUAGAGAAAUUCAAAAUAUAAAACCUCAGCUAUGUGGUGUCUUUGGUCUUCCUUGAAUACGAUCCCGAAGCAGUUGGUGUUCAUGUUUUCUGUGUUGGUACACUUUCUUGCACAAUGCCAUUCGGAGGCUUCCCCUGAGGACCACGUCUCGAUUGGAGCGUUUAACUAUAAUGCAGAGGAUAAUAGUUUCGUAUCUGCGUACUUAAAUAUAUCGUUCAAGACUGACCACGGAUGGAAGUGGGACAAAACGGAGGUCGGAAGAUUCGGAGGGGGAUACGUUGGUCCGGCGUUCGGUGUUCUAGUCCACAUCACAUCACAGCAUCGACGAGAUGAUCACAGCGGUUGUGUGCUUCCACUAGAGAGCUCAAGGUCGGACGGACGUCUCCCGAAUCCGGGAACUCCGUGGAUAGCGAUGAUAAAAAGGGGUCAGUGCAAUUUUGACAUAAAGAUCGAUAAUGCGUUUCGGAGCCACGCUUCUGGAGUUAUCGUGUACAAUGACCGCGAUUCAUCGUCGCUGGAGAAAAUGAAGCUGAGCAACGAUCCCAGGCGAAAUAUAAGUUCUGUGUUUAUAUACAAAUGGAAAGGAGAAGAAUUAGCUAAAUUGUCCGAAAACGAUUCGGAUGUAUACGUGCACAUUACCAUAGCGGGACAUACCUCAUCAAAGACUGCUAAUAUAAAUAGGACAUCCGUAUUGUUCGUCUCCAUUACUUUCAUUGUUCUGAUGAUAAUUUCUCUCACGUGGCUCGUUUUCUACUACGUGCAGAGGUUCAGGUACAUCCGUACCAAGGACAAACUUACGCGCAAGUUAGGGAACGCGGCUAAGAAAGCCUUAUCGAAAAUUCCGACUAAGCACUUAAAACUUGACGACAAGGAGAUGCAAGGUGAUGGAGAAUGCUGUGCGGUUUGCUUAGAACCUUACAAGUUAAACGAUACCUUGAGGAUCUUACCCUGUGGCCACGAAUUCCACAAAAAUUGCAUUGAUCCCUGGCUAUUAGAACACAGGACUUGUCCAAUGUGCAAAAUGGACAUUUUGAAAUAUUAUGGUUUUGUGUUUACUGGUAGUCAAGAGAGUAUCCUUCAAAUAGACGGAUUAGAGGAUCACGUAGUACAAGUAUCCGACACAAGCCGCUCUUUGAGCGCAAGACGUGGUGCCAUAAGCCCUUUACCAGAAAUUAGAGCUGUGAUAGUGACUGAUCAGCAGCGACAAUGUUUAUUCGAUAGCUCGGCAGAUGAUGAAAGUAGUCGGGCAUCUACGCCAAAUGAGAUGACACCAAGCCUGUCCCCAAAAAAUCAGUUUCCGUCACCCGCGGCGAUCAACCAAGAUCUGUGUGUCAGUUGUCGAGCAGCUCGUCAAUCGAGUAACUUACCAUCUGAUUCGUUGCAACGGCCAUCAACCUCUGAUAUGGUUAUCGAAAUUGACGAAUAUGAGGCUAAAAACUGACUGUAUUCUCUUGUGAUGUGAUGUGUGGUGACAAAAUUGUUAAGUGAUAUGUAAAGACUUGUUCUACUUUGUUAUGUAGUUUAUUGAUAGCACUGUUAUCAGGUUUGACUACGUUUUUGUUAUCUAAAGGUGAAGUCAGCAAAGGUAUAUAUUAAAAAUUACCAUAUUAUCAUAUAUCAGGAGGUUGAUUGAAAUCAAAUAGCACUGAUUCAUUAUUAAUAACUGUUAUUUAAUUUAGUUUCUGUGAUACAUCAGUAUUUGGUAAAAAAGAAGUUAUGUUAAAGGCAAAGUUCUGAUUAUGCCAUUUGGAGUAGUGAAUCGGUGUUACUGUUUUAAUCUAGAUAUUUCUAUGCCAUUGAUAGACAUUUGAUGUUAAAGUUGGUUCAGAUUUUUGGAUGCUUCAAAAAUAACAUGUUUACUCGCUUAUUCUUAUCAUGGAUGAACAUUUUCUGCAUUUGGCACUGAUAAACAGUACAAUUUUAAAAAAUGUUUUCAGAUUGUGGUGCUAUUUUUAACAGAUAAUUGCAGUAAGAUCGAACGAAGUACUUAUUUCAUUUUAACAUUUAGGUGUUAACAUAAAAUAAAAUAAAAAAGCUACCAAGCACUUAGUGACCAAUUUCAGCCAGCAAUAUUGUUUAAAAUAUUGUACUUAAAAUGUUAGACAUCUAGAUUUCGUAAUUAUGUUGAGUCUUUUGGAAAUGGUUUAGCAAUGUUACUGAUUUCCGUGUUCCCUAAUUUUGUGAUACAAUUUAGUUAGUGACUUUUUGUAAUAAAUCAAUGAGGUGCUAGUUGUUUCAUUGCAUGAAAAUUAAGAUAUUUCUAAGAAAAAUUAUUAUUAGGUUGACUUUAGGAAUUUAGUAAUAUUUUUGCUGUUUUAACAUAACUUUUUGUAUAAAAUUGUCAUACGAAGACAUAAAAAUGGGGUUAAAAUCGACAAUCGGUAAUGGGGAGUGACCUUGAAAUGAAUGACGUAAGGUAGUAGCAUAGGCGAUGGAUGACUUCAUUUGAACUGGCGAACUGGUGGCAAGUUUAUGGCCUAGUAAAGUGCAGUUCAAAUUACAAAAAAAUUGUUAGGUUGAACAAGCUUUUAAUUUUGAUGGUUAGGAUGUAAUGUAGCAAGAUCUCUUAGAAACAAAAAAUGGAAUUACCGAUUGACGACUCAAAUUUAAUCAAAUAAUCAAUCAAAUUGCAAAAUUUGCAACAGGAGUCAUAGGACUCUGUAACAACUCAAAAUGUUUGACUUUGUCCCAAAUUCAUAGCCACUUUUUGACCCAAUUAUUCCUUCAUUCACUUACAGAGUCUUAAUGAUUUUUUUUGUUUAUUUGCAGCAAAAAAAUCAAAUACAAAUAGUUUCGAAUUUAGCCAACGUUUUGAUUUGUGAUUUACUCCUGAGCACUAGGACAAAAAAAAUGCUGAUGGAUACUGAACAUUACUGGUACUAGUCAAGACAAGACGAGUAAACUUUCAAAUUUAACGACGACCCGAAAGAUCCUUUCAAGUAAUGUUCGAUAAAAUAUUGUUUACCAAUAUAUUAUGUACUGGAGGAUUAUUAUCAACCUUAUACCAAUACGGACUGUGCAUUGUAAACUACCGAUUUGGUGAGAAGUGCCUUGGUACUAUUAGUUAAAUUGCUUUACAAUUCAAAAUGAAGUUUUUUUGUAAAAUCACUUAAAUUUCAUUUUUGAAUAAUUCCAGUAAGUUAAUGUUAUACAAUUAUUUCAAUG